AUGUCGUGUGAGGAGAGCUACUUGGAAAUUAUUCGCUAUCUGACAGACGAGAAGGAGCCGUACGCACCGGGAACCUCCGGAAACACCAAGAGGAAGAUCCGCAAGGCCGCCGUGUGUUAUGUGGUUAGGAACGGCACUUUGUUUUACCAGCGGCGCAUUAAAGGACACGAUGGAUUCACGGAGCUGGAGGUGGUGCUGCAGGACGAGCGCAAGAAGGAACUCAUCACCCGGGCACACAUCACUGAGGCCGGCGAGCACCUCCACCCCCAGGCCACAUGGGACAUCCUAUCCCCGAAGUACUGGUGGAGAGGAGUCCUGAAGAACGUGAAGGAUGUGAUCAAAGAAUGUGCUGAGUGCCAGAGCAGACGUGCGGAGGACGGUCCUGGUCGAGUGGCUCGUGGAAAACGCAAAGCCCUCCAGGAGGAUGAGGACGAAGAGUUGGAGGACGACGGAUCUUUCUUUGGCUCAGAGAAACAAAAGGCCAAGCAUGAAAUUGUGUUUGUGGACAGUAAGGGAGUGGUUAGCCAAUUCUUGUCCAAACACAGUGGGACGAUGUUGGACAAACUCAACGAUCAACGCCUCAACAAUCAGUUCUGUGACAUCACACUCCUGAUAGAGGGGGAGGAGUUUCGUGCUCAUAAAGCCGUGCUUGCCGCCUGCAGUGCCUACUUCCAUGAGCUGUUCUUCGAGAAGGGUGCGGCCUCCACCCAUGAAGCCGUGGUCGACCUCUCUGGUUUUGCUAAGACCACGUUCUUGCCGCUGCUGGAGUUUGCGUACACCUCGUCUCUCACCUUUAACUUCUGCUUCAUGGCCGACAUCGCAAACCUGGCGCGGCACCUGCUGAUGAACGAAGUGCUGCAGAUCUGUGAGGCGGUGCAUAAGAAGGUGGAGCAGCAGAAGCUCACGGUUUAUCAGCGCGGGGACGUUCACACCGUGGUGUCUGCUCAUAGCGAGCAAGAGCUGAGCUGCGGAGACGAGCCGCAGGACGUCGCGGCAGAAACCACAUAUGUCGUGGCCAUCGACAGCAACGGCAGCGCAGUGGCGGUCACUCCCGAGCAGCUCGCCUUUGUCACCAACAAGCAAUUCAUUCAGCAGCCGGUGACGGUGGUUGCUACGGGAGAUGAUGAAGAGGCAGAACAUGAGACGGUGACUCUGAUUGGUCACACGCAGCCGCAGCCUGGAGAGACGGUGACGCUGCUGUCAGGGGCCGAGGUGCUGGAUGGCGAGGCCAUGACGGUGGUGACGCACAGCGGCCAGGCGGGACACAGCGACUCUCUGGCCGUGGUGUCGGCCUGUUUGGCUCUGGAGCAGGAGCCCGAGGCCCCGGAACAGAGCUAUGUGGUCAGUGUGAGUGACUCUGACAGAGGAGCAGAGCCCGCCCUGCCUCAAGCUGAAGACACGCCUCAGGUUGAGCCCGCACCACAGGUCGCAGACCCCCCACCACAGAAGAGAAGGAGGGGGCGUCCAGCCAAAGUGAAGAAGGAGGUGGUGGAGGAACCUGUGAAGGAGGAGGAGCCGGCCCCUGAGAGCCCAGAGCCCCAGGACCUGAGCCCGAACACAGGCUGCAGGAGACUGAGGCACCGCUCCAUGGCUGAAGGAGGCUACGCCCGUCUGCACGCAGGAGGGGAGGGGGCGGAGGAGGAGGAGGGGGGUGACGGGACGCCGUUAUCUCCUCAGGCUUCAGUCCCAAAGGUGUCUCUGCGCACAGGAAAGAGGGGCCGCCCGCCCAAACGCCCUGUGGAGCCUGUGGAGGACGAGGCACUCACCGCAGAGCACCUGGGGGCGGAGGGGGCGGAGCCUGACCCCUUGAAAUCGGCGGACGGAGAGCACUCCUGUUCUGAGUGCGGCAUGACGUUCAGCAGGAGAUACUCCCUCAUCAUGCACACGCUCAAGCACGAGAAGGCGCGCAGCUACAAGUGCUGUCUUUGCAGUAAAGAGUUCCAGUACGCGGCAUCUCUGCGCACACAUCUGGCGCGUCACAAACAGCUGAGUCAGCGCAGUGCACCGCGUCUUAGCACAGGAUCAGAGUCUCGUGCAGACGACGCGGAGGAACGAGAUCAGACCAAGAGGGAGUUUGUGUGCGACAUCUGCGGCAAGAGCCUCCCCAAGCUCUACUCUCUGCGGCUGCACAUGCUGAGCCACACGGGCGUCCGGCCGCACUCCUGUAAAGUGUGCGGGAAGACAUUUCCUCACAAACACAGUCUAAAGAUGCACCGCAUGCUGCACGAGACCAACAAACAGUUUGAGUGUCAGUACUGUCACAAGACCUUUGCCUCCAAGAGGAGCAUGGAGGACCACACCAGCCUGCACACCGGUCAGUCCAAGUACCUGUGCAACACGUGUGGAGCCACCUUCCACCGCGCCUCUGCUUUGAGUAAACACAUGAAGAAGCACUUACCCAAACCCACUGAGCGGCCCUUCGAAUGCUCCCACUGUGAAAAGCGCUUUGUGGAAGCCAAAGACCUGCAGCAGCACAUGAACAAGCACAUGGGGCUAAAGCCGUUCCAGUGUCAGGUCUGCGGAAAGUGCUACAGCUGGAAGAAGGACUGGUACUCCCACGUCAAGUCCCACACCGUCGCUGAGCCCUACAAGUGUAACAUUUGUGGGAAAGAGUUUUUUGAAAAGGCUCUGUUUCGACGCCACGUGAAGAAGGCGACUCACGGGAAGAAAGGACGAGUGAAGCAGAACCUAGAGAGAGAGUGCGGCCAGUGCGGACGCAAGUUCAGCCAACUGAGAGAGUUCAGACGCCACGUCAACAACCACCAGGGAGUGAAGCCGUUCGAGUGCCUGACGUGCGGCGUGGCGUGGGCCGACGCGCGCUCCCUGAAGAGACACGUGCGCACACACACAGGUGAGCGGCCAUACAUCUGCCCCAUCUGCCAGGAGGCGCACAUCGACGCCCGCACACUGCGCAAACACAUGAGCAAGUUCCACUGGGACAACCUGCCAGGGAAGAUCAUGCUCGAGAAGGACACCCUGCAGUUCCACAACCAGGGGACGCAGGUGGAGCACGCCGUCAGCAUCCUGGCCUCCGAUCUGCCGCCAGAGCUGAGGGAGGCACAGGGGACGGUGGACGAGGAGAUUGAGACCGUGCUGAUCACAGAGGAGACGGUGGAGGCGGUGGAGGCUGUAGAGGCGGUGGAGGCUGUAGAGGCUGUAGAGGCGGUGGAGGCUGUUCAGGCAGAGAACAUGUCCACGCUGUCGGACCAGGGCAUCAUGCAGGUCGUCAACUACGUCCUGGCGCAGCAGGCUCUGAGCAAAGAGGACGGCCCUGAGAUCAUCCAGACCAUGGAGGUGGAGGUGGCCCACGUGGCGGAGGUCGAAUGA
Molecule: messenger RNA, 3327 nt
Organism: Knipowitschia caucasica
Lineage: Eukaryota; Metazoa; Chordata; Actinopteri; Gobiiformes; Gobiidae
Source: the annotation of a GenBank genome assembly